AGAUGGCAAUGGCAAUCGAUUAGUCUCCACCAUAAAACGGCAGUCUCUGUUGAUACUCACCGGAAGCCUGUGGAAGCUCUCUCUCUCUCCCCGUAAAUGGCGACCUCUAAAGCUCAGAGAAAGGUACUUCUCCUGUGCGGUGACUUCAUGGAAGACUACGAGGCGAUGGUUCCUUUCCAAGCUUUGCAGGCUUACGGAGUCGCUGUCGACGCCGUUUGCCCAGGGAAGAAAGCCGGCGAUAUCUGCCGCACCGCCAUUCACGGUGAAUCUCCCCAUCAGACGUACUAUGAGAGACCUGGUCAUAACUUCGUCCUCAAUGCAACAUUUGAUGAAAUCGAUGUCAGCAAGUAUGAUGGAUUAGUGAUACCAGGAGGGCGUUCUUCAGAAUAUAUUGCCCUUAAUCCAUCAGUUUUAGACUCUGUGAAAAAAUUUGACGGAUCUGGUAAACCGAUUGCCGCCAUUUCCCUUGGGCAAUUGAUCUUGGCAGCUGCAGGGUUGGUUAAAGGACGCAAGUGUACGGGCUACCCUGUUAUGAGACCUGUGCUCAUUGCAGCCGGUGCUCAAUGGAUUGAACCAAAAAGCAUGGAGGAUUGUGUUGUUGAUGGUAAUAUCAUUACCAUACCCUCAUAUGAGGGGCUUUAUAAGCUCUUGAAUCACUUUGUAAAGGCACUUGGAGGAGCCAUAACAAGUGCAGAGAAAAGGAUCCUAUUUCUCUGUGGGGAUUACAUGGAAGAUUAUGAGGUAUAUGUUCCUUUCCAGUCUCUUAAAGUUCUUGGAUGUCAAGUUGAUGCAGUUUGCCCCAAAAAGAAGGCUGGGGAUACUUGUCCUACUGCGGUUCAUGAUUUUGAAGGGGAUCAAACAUACACUGAGAAGCUAGGUCAUGAUUUCCCUCUAACGGCCACCUUUGAAGGUGUAGGCUCUUCAACUUAUGAUGCUCUUGUCAUCCCUGGAGGCCGAGCACCGGAGUAUUUAGCACUGAAUGAGACAGUGAUCGCCUUGGUGAAGGAAUUUAUGGCAUCUAACAAACCAGUUGCAUCCAUUUGUCACGGGCAGCAGAUUUUAGCUGCGGCUGACGUUCUUAAGGGAAAGAGAUGUACUGCAUAUCCUGCUGUGAAGCUUAACGUUGAAUUGGCGGGGGCCAAAUGGUUGGAGCCUGAUCCAAUCCAACGAUGCUUCACUGAUGGAAAUUUGGUCACUGGAGCUGCUUGGCCAGGGCAUCCGGAGUUCGUCUCUCAGUUGAUGGCAUUGCUCGGGAUCCAUGUGUUGUUUUAACUGCUUCUUAAUCAAUAAGAGAUUCAGAAGUAUGUACAAUAAUCCUGUGUAUCUUUCUGUCUCAGUGGUCUACUAUAUAUGCUGCUUUGUUUGUGAAGGAAAUGGUGAAUGUCAAAACAAUGUAUCCAAAUGAAGAGUGUCUUUGUGCAGCAGUCUGUCUAGCGCAAAUUAUCCCCAGAUAUACAUACUGCGUCUAUCUAGGGCUGGUAUUUUCAGAGUUCUUUA
This is a messenger RNA of Tripterygium wilfordii, 1497 nucleotides long. Its product is annotated as protein DJ-1 homolog D. The record is from RefSeq and is a predicted model, not a curated record. The coding region runs from base 97 to 1272 and encodes 391 amino acids. The transcript is spliced from 5 exons. NCBI's taxonomy places the organism in Eukaryota, Viridiplantae, Streptophyta, Magnoliopsida, Celastrales, Celastraceae.